This is a messenger RNA of Rhincodon typus (whale shark), 423 nucleotides long. Its product is annotated as arylsulfatase F-like. The record is from RefSeq and is a predicted model, not a curated record. Gene Ontology annotation, molecular function: arylsulfatase activity. The transcript is spliced from 3 exons. The annotation marks the transcript as partial. NCBI's taxonomy places the organism in Eukaryota, Metazoa, Chordata, Chondrichthyes, Orectolobiformes, Rhincodontidae.
GCCAGAUUGUAAAUGCCAUCGAUAAGGCUGGUCUAGCAAAUAAAACCUUGAUACAUUUCACCUCAGAUCAUGGAGGCAGCUUGGACUCAGUCGGAUCGAAUGGAGAGCACGACGGAGGCUGGAAUGGAAUAUACAGAGGUAAAAAGGGAUUUGCUGGUUGGGAAGGGGGUAUCCGUGUUCCUGGGAUAUUCAAGUGGCCAGGGCUAUUGCCUUCCAACAAGAAAAUUGAUGAACCUACCAGCCUUAUGGACAUUUAUCCAACUGUUGUCAGCUUAGCUGGUGCGUCACUGCCACAGGAUAGGGUAAUAGAUGGACGAGACCUGAUGCCGCUGUUGAAGGGGGAUGUACAGUGCUCGGAACAUGAGUUUCUCUUCCAUUACUGUGGAGCUGCUUUGAACGCAGUACGAUGGCAUCCAAAAGGCA